Molecule: messenger RNA, 2118 nt
Organism: Uncinocarpus reesii 1704
Lineage: Eukaryota; Fungi; Ascomycota; Eurotiomycetes; Onygenales; Onygenaceae
Exons: 2
Coding region: 1-2118 (705 amino acids)
Source: RefSeq, a predicted model, not a curated record
AUGCCAACGGCGGACGACCAAACAUCUCUUGACGAAGAUGAAACUGAGAGCGCUGGGGCCCAGGAUUUAGACCCACGCAUCAAUACACUGGGUGGUAAGGAUGUUUCUGUCUCAAUCGUGUCAACAGAACUCGCUCGAACGGAAUCGCUGAGUGAGGUUGGAGAUUCCGGCAACGUCUCCAUCAAUAGACUGAGCAAGUCGUCUGUCAAAAGCGAGGCUGAGCAAGUAUUGGUCCUGACCCCGAACGGCCUUGAAUUGCUUUCGGGUUCGCCGCCUGUUAGCGAGCUCGGAGAGAGGGCGGGCGAUGUGCACUCGCGCGAUUUCGCUUUGAGUAAGCCCCCCAGCCUAAGCUCGCCUGAUAGCAUUAUCGCGCGGGAGACUGAGGAGCAAAUUAUUUCCCGCAAAUCCUCCUUCGAGCUGGCGGGCGUUCGUGAUGCUGAACUUCGGGUCUCUGAGAGGUGUGGAGGCUAUCCGGCGCUCUCUGACCCUGAAUUGUUGAGGAAUCCGCACCAUCAGCUAUCUUCGAUAAAAGUGGCAGUCCGCCAUGCAAAUAAAACCUCACUUGAUUCAAGCUCUACGAGGUCUACUAAUGUUACCACUGUUUCACAUGCAAGAUACCUUUCAGUGCCGACAACUCAUCCGGCGCAUCAAAGGUUCAGUACAACGAAAACUGCGAAUGAGCUGAAUGACUACGCUACACCAGAUGUUGUCCAAACACAAUACCAGAGGAAUAAGCUUCCGUUUUUUCAGACUCCUGGGGUUGAUGGUGCUCCAUCUAAUGACAGCCAGUCGACCUCUCCGAACGCGCCCAAAGUGAGCACCGUCCAACAAACCAAAACGGCAGGACUUGCUACCAGAUUGCCGGGCGUAGAUGAGGGAUCGUUACCACUCUCAGUCCAGAGACCUCGCUCUCGGCUGUCUACGUUCCUUUCCAGAUUUGGGAGUACUCACUCUAAGGUGACCCAUUCACCGCCAGCUCAAAUCCAGCAGCAGAGUGGGAUCCCAGAUCGCCCAGUUGAGAACAAACCUUUGGAAGGAGGAAGUAAACGUGGUCCCCAGCACAAUAUCUCUACUGGUGGCACUGUUGAUGGCGGAAACCCAGCAGAUUCAGAGGUUAUGAAGGCAAAGAAAGGCCUCAAAUUCCUCAGCCGUCGUAGUUAUAAUGUUCAUACGGAGCCGCCUAAGAAAUCUACCUCUCUGGGAAUUAAGACCGCCGACCAAUUACCAAAGCCGCAGAGAUUGGCGUUACAAGCUCGUCCGCCACUCCCAAGGGUCGCAACAAUGUCGCCGGCCCAAAAUAACCCUGGGAACGUAAACUCGGCCAAUACGAGACGUUUUUAUAGAUCAUUGAACACCCAGCUAUCGAACAUCAUCGACCAUCCAGUUUCGGGAACGGGCGUGAACCCGCCUUCAAAGACGAGUUUACAAACUCGUCUCUCCCACAAUCGAAACAUCAGCCAACCAGCCACUACAGCCCGGUACUCUGUGGGCGGACAUCCAGCUCGGAGUGAGUUUUCCGCUUAUUCAGUCGGCUCCCAGCCCGAAUAUUUCAAGGCCCACUCACAAGGCAUAUCUACUUUUAUACCGGGGUUUCCGUUUCAAUCUCCGCAUCUAUUUGUAGAGCAAACGAAGCAGCAAACUGGGCAACCACGAGGUUUGCAGGCUCUCCAAGCCCCAAGUAUUCAUCAGGGUGCCAUGACGAAGCCCACAUCGUUAGUGAGGCAGGCAGCGCUAGCUACGGAAUUCUCGGAAUCUACAUUAUCAGAGUCGCGGGGGCCUCAAACCCUUCAGCAUGGAGCUGGUUUACCGCCGCCACGGCCACCGCCUAAAAUCCCUCUUGAUUAUGCAUAUCCUUCUCUCGCUGCACCUACUUCUAUACGUAUCACUUCUGCCUCAGGGCGCCAACACCAGGAGGGCGCAGGUUCCUUAGGUAGCACCCCCGCGUUGCAUACAACCGAUUUUUUCCAGCCACGACAACCUCUUUUGGCUCGUGAAGAGGCACAUAACGGACCAGUUGAGCUCCCUACCCAUGACGAUUCGAGUGAAGAAGUCGUGAUGUCUAGCGUUUCCUACCCUGGUCAAGAAUGGCAGCCCAGCUCCUUUGGAAAUUGGGAUUAG